Molecule: messenger RNA, 861 nt
Organism: Andrographis paniculata
Lineage: Eukaryota; Viridiplantae; Streptophyta; Magnoliopsida; Lamiales; Acanthaceae
Product: small polypeptide DEVIL 11-like
Exons: 1
Coding region: 168-575 (135 amino acids)
Biological process (GO): negative regulation of cell population proliferation
Source: RefSeq, a predicted model, not a curated record
CCACUCUCUCUCUCUAAAUUCUCACUCCCCUUUAUAAUCCCUACCAGAUUACACAAUUUCGAUUCCUAGCUAGCUUACCUCAUUUCAUUUCUGUUAUACAUACAUAUAUACAUACAUACAUAUAUAUAUAUACACAAUUUCCCAAUUCAAUUUCAAAUUUUGAGAUCAUGGAUUACUAUUAUAUGGACGAUGAUAAAUGGAAGGUCUCCACUACCACCAGCAGCAGCAGCAGCAGCAAUAGUAACUACGGGUACGGGUACGGGUAUCCGCAGCAGUCCGGAUCAGGAUCCGGAUCCAGCAAGUCGUCGUCUUCGUCGUCUUCUCUGGCCAGAAGUGUUUCGCAGCGGAGCUCCGGCAAGAAGAAUCCUUUCAGCCUGUCGAGAAGCUCGUCGCAGAAAGUGAAAUCGUCGUCGUCGUCGUCGUCGUCGACGUUGACGAGAAAUUCGUCGCAGAAGUGCUCGGAAUUCACGCGGAAGUGCACGAACAUGGCGAAGGAGCAGAAGGCCAAAUUCUACAUCGUCAAGCGCUGCAUCACCAUGCUCGUCAGCUGGAAGAAGAACAACGACGAUUCUUAAUUAAAUUAAAUUAAAUAUUACUGUCUUCAUCUUCUUCUUCUUCUUCUCUCUCGAUAAAUUUCUUUGUGUGUGUAAUUAUAUAUAUAUAUAUAUAUAUACAUAUAUAGUGGGUGAGGUCGAUCGAUCGGAAUGGUGUAUGGAUCGAAUUCGAAAAUCGUGUUUGUUUUUCAUGUUUUGUAACUGAGAUGGAUUUUGGGGUUCUUCAUCAUCACCCAAACAAGUUUUCCCCUUCUCACUCAUCCCUAAUCCCUCUUUCUCUCUCUAUAUAUAUAUAUGUAUAUGUAUC